Messenger RNA from Onychomys torridus (southern grasshopper mouse), 1392 nucleotides. RefSeq names its product basic leucine zipper transcriptional factor ATF-like 3. Lineage: Eukaryota; Metazoa; Chordata; Mammalia; Rodentia; Cricetidae. Bases 20 to 865 code for a protein of 281 amino acids. Gene Ontology annotation, cellular component: nucleus; MIS12/MIND type complex; kinetochore. The record is from RefSeq and is a predicted model, not a curated record. The transcript is spliced from 6 exons. Gene Ontology annotation, molecular function: RNA polymerase II cis-regulatory region sequence-specific DNA binding; DNA-binding transcription factor activity, RNA polymerase II-specific. Gene Ontology annotation, biological process: mitotic sister chromatid segregation; regulation of transcription by RNA polymerase II.
CUCAGUUCAAACUCGGGAGAUGGCGGGUAUUCCUGAAACGGUGUUGGUCUCCGCCUCGCAGGGUCAAGAUGCUCGGACCUCCUCAGACUCCCAGGCCUCGGCACCCGCCUCUGCGCUAGAGGACUUCCGAGUGCGCUGCACCUUGAAAAGGGCUGUGGUGGAAGUGAUGGAGCUGUGCGGUCGCUUCGUGCAGGAGCUCGGGGCCGCGCUGCCGGAGGACAUCCGAGAGCUGGCGCUGCGGGACGCGCAGUGGACUUUUGAGUCGGCUGUGCAGGAGAAUGUCAGCAUCAAUGGACAAGCCUGGCAGGAAGCUGCAGAUCAUUGUCUUAUGGAUUCUGACAUCAAAGUUCUUGAAGAUGAAUUUGAUGAGCUCAUAGUAGAUGUGGCAACAAAACGUAGACAGUACCCCCGAAGGAUCCUCGAGAGUGUCAUCAAAACCCUGAAAGCACAGCAUGAGAUUCUGAAGCAGUAUCGCCCUGUUGUACCUCCCUUGGACCUGAACUGUGACCCGGACCCAGCUUCUCAUGUGGAAAAUUUGAAAUGCCGUGGGGAUGCCAUAGCUAAGAAAAUCAAUGACGCCAUGAAGGCUUUGCCUCUGUUAAUUGAACAAGGAGACGGCUUUUCCCAGGUCUUAAAGAUGCAGCCUAUCAUCCAGCUGCAAAGGAUCAACCAGGAAGUCUUUUCAAGCUGUUCCAGGAGAGCAGAUACCAAGCCCGACAAGUCUGUAACACAAGUAGAAACCACGCCAACUGAGAUUGCAGCCAGGAAAGCCUCGAAUAUAGUGCUGAAGAGAAAGCAUGCCCCAGACUGCUCCCAGAGAAAGCGCUACCCGCUGCGGCCAAAGAGAAUUGAUCUGGAUGUAUGAGCUCUGUUUGUUGGGGGAUUGGAAGUUAGUGCUCUCAGCAUCCAGGUCACGGUCUGCUGCCCCAGGGGACUUCAUUGAAAGUAACUGUGACUAUGUACAGGUGCAGUGCACCAUUCUGCUUGUCCUGGGCUGGGUCUCCCUCUGCAGUGGGUAAAAAGCCUGUGGAGUAUUGCACAGACCCAUCAGUGUCCUCAGAUGCUAUCAGUCCCAGCUGCCUUGCAGCCUUCAAGGCAUCCCAGGGAGAUGUGCUCUGAGGGGUUUUCUUGAUGUGCAGCUUUCUCUGUGUGCGAAGCUGUGAGGUGGUUCUUUGAGGCUUGUGGACUGGUGUUGGCUCUGCACAGCAGCCCACUUGUUGCUAGUCCAGUUAAUCAGAUGAACGCACAGAAGAUGGGCCUGGCCUUGGCUUUGUUCCACAGACACUUAAUUCACAAUUUUAGGGUUUUGUUUUGUAAGAUAAAGGAGAAGGCUAUUAUUUGUGCAGGAAAUUAAAAUUUUUUUGUCUGUUUUCAAGACAGGGCCUCUCUGUG